AUGCUGUUGACCAACACGACCGCACAGCAUAUCGACUUCAUCAUGCUUCUCACAAACAGCGUCCUCGCCGCCUUGGCGAUGGCUGGCAAUGCCGUCGCAACGCCACAUGCACCGAAACCCAAAGGUCUCUGGGAAGCCAUGCAAUCCCGCGGCCGCGACUGGAUCGGAACCGCCGUCACAUUCCGCAACGACACAGUGGAAGCAUCGAUCUACGGCAACAAAGCUGACUUCAACUCCAUCACUCCGGAGAACGACAUGAAGUGGGGUCUCACCGAGCCUCAGCAAAACAACUUCACCCUCGCUGGCGCGGACAAGUAUGCCGACUACGCUAGGAAGCACGGCGUGCAGAUCCAUUGCCAUAAUUUGGUGUGGCAUAGUCAGCUGCCUGAUUGGGUUGCCAAUGGAAACUUCACCAAGGCUGAGCUCACUGCUGUUAUGAAGAAUCAUAUUGAUACGCUUGCGGGGCGGUAUAAGGACGUUUGCACGAGAUGGGACGUCGUAAACGAAGCCCUGGAAGAAAAUGGAACCUACCGCAACAGCGUCUUCUACCGCGUCCUCGGCGAAGAUUUCCUCCCCAUCGCCUUCAAGCUCGCCCACGCCGCCUCACCAAAAUCCAAACUCUUCUACAACGACUACAGCCUCGAAGGUUCCGACGUCAAAGCCGCCGGAGCCCAACGCAUCGUCAAAUACAUCCAGUCGAAGGGUGGACCAAUUCAUGGCGUCGGAUUUCAAGCACAUCUCACCUCUGAGCCGACCACGUCUAGCGGAGGCGGUGUUGCACCAGGACGAGUCGAACUCACGAACAGACUGCAGAGCUUUACUGCUCUGGGUGUGGAUGUUGCUUAUACUGAGUUGGAUGUGAGGAUGAAUACUCCCGCGACUCCGGCGAAGACGGCGGUUCAGGCUGAGGUGUACUAUAAUGUUUCGUCCAGUUGUCUUGCGACGAAGAGAUGUGUUGGUAUGACCCUUUGGGGCGUCUCCGACAAAUACUCUUGGAUUCCUGGUACCUUUCCCGGAGAAGGUUCCGCGGAUGUCUGGGACGAGAAUCUGCAGAAGAAGAAGACAGUCUACCAGAGAUUCCUGGAUGGAAUUCUGUGCGGAGGCAAGAAGUGA
Zymoseptoria tritici IPO323 is the source of this 1113-nucleotide messenger RNA. RefSeq names its product putative endo-beta-1,4-xylanase (gene MgXYN1). The transcript has 5 exons. The record is from RefSeq and is a predicted model, not a curated record. Gene Ontology annotation, biological process: carbohydrate metabolic process. Gene Ontology annotation, molecular function: hydrolase activity, hydrolyzing O-glycosyl compounds. Lineage: Eukaryota; Fungi; Ascomycota; Dothideomycetes; Mycosphaerellales; Mycosphaerellaceae. Bases 1 to 1113 code for a protein of 370 amino acids.